CUUUCGUCUAGCAUGUGUUGCUUGACAUUUCCUGAUCAAUUAAAUGGAAUAAAUAAUGAUAGAUUUUAUAAAAUUUAGACCGUGAUUUAUUUAUUCUUUGUCUAUUUAACUUACUGAAAACUUAUAUAAUAUUAUAUUUAUGCAUAAUUUUCUAGGAAUUGAAAAUUAAUUUGGUUUUAGUUUCGAAAUCUAAAAAAGAGUUAUGAAUAAGUCCCAAUAUACUCCGGUUCGACCCCCACGGGGGUCAAAAGUGAAUAAAGAUACGAGUGGACGUCUGAUGAAUAUUAUUGCAGAAUUAUCUGUCAGUAAAAACAAUGAUGACAGGAAAAGGAAAAUGCUAGAGCUGAAAAAAGAUUUUGAUGCUUGUGAUAGUAGAUUGGUAGAACUGAUAUCAGGUCAUAGAGAACAGCUAUCAAUUACUAUGGAAUCUUUCAGUAAAAUAUCUGCAAAAAUUAACAGUAGUAGACAGGGUUGUCGAUUAGUUACAGAGAAACUUACUGCUUGCAAAAAACUUCUAGAAUGCAAAAGAGAUGAAAUUCGGAGGCUUCGUGCAGAAUCAGUGGAACAUAGAGAAGUUAUAAACAUGCUCAGGGAGAUCAAUGAUUUAAACCAAGUUCAUGGGAAUGUUGAAGCUUAUUUGAAGGAAGAGCAAUUUUUAAAAGCUACUGAAUUACUUGUAUCAUCAUUGAAUCUUAUGAAUGGCAAAUUGGCUGGUGCAGAAGGUCUAAAGGACUUAAAAUCAGAACUUAUUACUCUCAGAAAAAAAAUACAUGAAAAAUUGGUACAAGAAAUCCAUAAGCAUCUUUAUAUGACUCCUGAAAAUGUAUUUUUGCACAAAACUUCUGAAUUUGACAUUAAAGCAAAAAGUUAUGAAGAAACAUUUACUCAUAAUCGACUUGUUAUAAAAUUGCCAGUAGAGGGCACUUCUUGUGAUUUCUCUAAAGAUAUUAAUUAUCAGCAAAUUGCAAUUACAUUAAAAUGCAUUGCAUUGCUAGACAGUUUGUCAGAAACUGUUGAGAUUUUGAAAGAGAACUGUUCAAAAGAACUUAUGAAAAUUGUUCGUAAUUCUACUGAAGUUAUGUACAAUAUGAUUCCACAAAAUUCAACAUAUGCUUGUGAGAUGCAGCCAUUAUUUUCUGGAGUUUUAAGCAAAAAUCAGCCACCACAAUUUCUUUUAGAUUUACUGAAUUCUAUUUUAAACCAGUUUCGACAAGUUGCUGUAAAUUAUUAUGCUUUAUUAGACAAUCUUGAGCGAAUUUCAAUGACAAAAGCCGCAACUGAUGUUCCUCAACAAUAUGAAAUUGCAGAUAUUUAUUCAAAACUGCAAGCCACUGUAGAACUGUUUGUCUCUGAUUAUCUUGAUCUUCAUAGUGCUGUUAGUCAAAGGACUACUGCAGCCUUUGCUAAAGUGCCAGCAGCUUUCUCUGAUAUAUCUUCAUUUUUCCUCCGUAAAACAGUAACAAGAACAAAAAAGCAAUCAUUGUUCAAGUUUGAUAGUUCCUCUCAUGCAAUCAAUAAAAAGACAUAUUUACAGGAACAAAAAGAUUCUAUGAAGGAGAAGGGCGAAUUGGAUUCUGUUGAAGUUGGAGAUAGGCAAAUUUUGGUGUGCCAACCUACAGCAAAAAAUAUCACAUUAAUUUACAAAACUCUUCGGAAGUUCAUUGCUGAUAUUGAAGUGGCUCUUCAAUUAGAAUCCGGAAAUUGCACUUUACAUUCCUUUCUUAUUGAUUGCGUAAAAGUGUUUUUGGACCAAGUAAGCAUUGAAGUGAACAAACUUUUGGAAAGAAUCACAACUAGCCUUGAAACAUGGCAACCUGUGACAGAUCCUGAAGAAUUGAAAUUAUCUGAAGCCAAAACAUCUAUCUUAAAAAGCACACUAGCUUUGAAUUCUUGUUUAAUGGAAAUGGAAGAAUAUGUAAAUGCCUUACCAGAUUAUUCAAGCUAUUUUUUGCAGUUGAUAUGUCAUGUUUUGCAGUCAUAUAAAGAUCUAUCAUAUGGAGCAUAUAAAAGUCUAAUUUAUCCUGACUCAGAGGAUCAGCGAAUUUUCAGUUUAACUUGGACUAGAGAUGAAGAUAUUAGCCGACUUUUGAGGUCACUUCCAAACUGGACAACAUUGAAAGUCAAUGAUGAUUCUACUGUUGAAGGAGAACAUAAUUUUGAAGAAUCACCAGAAGAAAUAAGAUUUAGGAACAAAGAAGAAUCAGAAUUGCUCAUUCGUAAUUUAUCAUCUGCUAAAGAUUCAAUCUCUAUUAAUGAAAUUAUUUCUGAUCAUAGUAAAUUGCGAAAUUUGGCAUUGAUGCAUGAAAGCAUGGAAUGGUUCUCUUCACGCAUACUAGCCUUUGCUCAGAGAUUACCUGAUGUUCAAGGAAGUGUAAGAUCUUUAUUGCCUGAUAAAGCAAAUGAUGAAGGUGAUAUGGAGAUAUCUGUUGGAAUGUCAACAAAAGUAUCUCUAAAGAAAUUAGCUGAAGAUUUUGAGGAUCUUGCAGAUACUUGUCUUCUUGUUAUUCAUUUGGAAAUCCGUGCCCAUUGUUUCUAUUACCUCCUGCAGCUUUCCAAACAAGGAUCUUAUGUCAGUCGAAAGGAUGAUGAAGAACCUGAACCAGAAAUAUUGAAACUGAAUGCUGACUUAACUAAAAUUGAUGAAUCUCUCAGUCCAAUUUUACAGUUGAAAAAAAUGAGAUAUGUCUUUGAAGGACUUGGAGAAUUGCUAUCAACUAUAUUAAUCAAUAGUAUUAACAACAUGAAGAAGAUAAAUGAAAAUAAAGUGAAAAAAAUGGGACGUAAUAUUUUUGCUAUUCAACAAAAUUUGGCUGGUAUAACAAUGACAAGGGAAGUAGCUUUAGACAGAGCCAGGCAAUUCUUUGAAUUAUUGAAUCAUAAUUAUGAGGAGAUCUUAAACCAGAUUGUGGAAAAAGGACCUCAGUUUCAAGAACAUGAAUAUUCUGCUCUUAUUCAAUUGAUACAUAAUAACCGAGAAGGAAUUUAUGAGCAAGAACCAGUAUCUGUUUAUUUGGAAAAGCUGCGUCAAAUUUUGGAUGAAGUUCCUGUCUCUGUUUAAACAUUCUACCAUUCAUUCACUUAUUGUUCCAAACAAAAUAUGGGACCAUAUGUGCAUGUCUGUUAUAGAUUUUCUUUUACUUCUUUUCAAAGUGAAUAAAUAUUAUUUUACAAGUUCUGUACAUGGAAGAAUGUGAUUCUAAUGUUGUAAAUGAAUUAUUCAUUGUUUUUGGAAUCAUGUAGCAUUUUAUAAUAUGUUUAUUCAUUUUGUGGCAAUGCUGAGAAUUAUUAUUUAAUAGGUUUAUUUAUAUCAGACAGUUAUUUAUCUGAAAAUACAUUUUUAUAAUAAAGAGAUUAAUUUUUAUAUUCA
Messenger RNA from Argiope bruennichi, 3367 nucleotides. Its product is annotated as exocyst complex component 4-like. The transcript is spliced from 27 exons. Gene Ontology annotation, biological process: exocytosis; Golgi to plasma membrane transport; chemical synaptic transmission. Gene Ontology annotation, cellular component: growth cone membrane; synapse; exocyst. Lineage: Eukaryota; Metazoa; Arthropoda; Arachnida; Araneae; Araneidae. Bases 203 to 3058 code for a protein of 951 amino acids. The record is from RefSeq and is a predicted model, not a curated record.